AUGGACCGGUUCGCGUGGGCCAGCGGCCUGCUGGAGAUGAACGAGACCCUGGUGAUCCAGCAGCGCGGGGUGUGGCUCUACGACGGGGAGGAGAAGGUAAAGUUUGAUACUGGGGUAUUGCUACUUAGCACACACCGACUGAUCUGGAGAGAUCUGAAAAAUCAUGAAUGCUGCAUUGCUAUCCCUCUUUCUCAGAUUGUCUUCAUUGAAGAGCAAGCAGCUGGGAUAGGAAAAAGUGCCAAAAUAGUGGUUCAUCUUCAUCCAGCUCCUUCAAACAAAGAGCCUGGCCCGUUCCAGAGCAGCAAAUAUUCCUACAUCAAACUUUCUUUCAAAGAACAUGGUCAGAUUGAGUUCUAUAGACGGUUGUCAGAAGAAAUGACACAGAGGAGAUGGGAGAACAUGCCUGUGUCUCAGACCAUUCAAAUUAACAGGGGUCCACAGGCAGGAAGAAUAAGGGCUGUAGGAAUUGUAGGUAUUGAGAGGAAAUUAGAAGAGAAGAGAAAAGAGACUGACAAAAACAUUUCUGAGGCUUUUGAAGAUCUCAGCAAGUUAAUGGAAAAGGCUAAGGAAAUGGUGGAGUUAUCCAAAUCAAUAGCUAACAAAAUUAAAGAAAAACAAGGUGACAUCACGGAAGAUGAGACUAUCAGGUUUAAGUCUUAUCUGUUGAGCAUGGGUAUAGCUAACCCAGUUACCAGGGAAACACAUGGAUCUGGCACACAUUACCAUAUGCAACUGGCAAAACAACUAGCUGGAAUACUACAGGCACCACUAGAGGAACGAGGGGGAAUAAUGUCACUUACAGAGGUGUAUUGUCUAGUAAACCGGGCUCGGGGAUUGGAGUUGCUCUCUCCAGAAGAUUUAGUAAAUGCUUGUAAGAUGCUAGUGGCACUGAAAUUACCCCUAAGGCUUCGUCUAUUUGACAGCGGUGUAAUGGUGAUUGAGCUCCAGUCCCACAAUGAAGAGGAAAUGGUGGCUUCUGCUUUAGAGACAGUAUCUGAAAAGGGUUCUCUUACAGCUGAAGAGUUUGCCAAGCUUGUGGGGAUGUCUGUUCUUUUAGCCAAAGAGAGGCUGCUUCUAGCUGAAAAGAUGGGCCAUCUUUGCAGAGAUGAUUCAGUGGAAGGCUUGAGAUUCUAUCCAAACUUAUUUAUGACACAAAGUUAA
Messenger RNA from Emys orbicularis (European pond turtle), 1161 nucleotides. It is a transcript of the gene VPS36, whose product is annotated as vacuolar protein sorting 36 homolog. The transcript has 14 exons. Gene Ontology annotation, biological process: protein transport to vacuole involved in ubiquitin-dependent protein catabolic process via the multivesicular body sorting pathway. The record is from RefSeq and is a predicted model, not a curated record. The coding region runs from base 1 to 1161 and encodes 386 amino acids. Gene Ontology annotation, molecular function: phosphatidylinositol-3-phosphate binding; ubiquitin binding. NCBI's taxonomy places the organism in Eukaryota, Metazoa, Chordata, Testudines, Emydidae. Gene Ontology annotation, cellular component: ESCRT II complex; late endosome membrane.